This is a messenger RNA of Cervus elaphus (red deer), 2740 nucleotides long. It is a transcript of the gene FOXF2, whose product is annotated as forkhead box F2. NCBI's taxonomy places the organism in Eukaryota, Metazoa, Chordata, Mammalia, Artiodactyla, Cervidae. The coding region runs from base 757 to 2076 and encodes 439 amino acids. Gene Ontology annotation, cellular component: nucleus. Gene Ontology annotation, molecular function: RNA polymerase II cis-regulatory region sequence-specific DNA binding; DNA-binding transcription factor activity, RNA polymerase II-specific. The transcript has 2 exons. Gene Ontology annotation, biological process: animal organ morphogenesis; regulation of transcription by RNA polymerase II. The record is from RefSeq and is a predicted model, not a curated record.
CGGGUGGGCCGCGCCGCCGGGGGCGCUUGGCUCCUGGAUGGGCGACAGGGGUGCAAUCGGGGGCAGAGAGGAAGGAGGUUCCCUAAAGUCUAGGUGGUCGGGCUCUGUGGGGCGGGGGCGGCGGUGUCUUCCGAGGCAAAUGUGAGCUGGGCUGCGAUCCCUAGGCUUGCAAGCCGGUGGGUGGGGGGACAGGGAGAGAGCCCCGGAGAGGCAUUAAAAGGCCAAGGGGGACCCCUGAGAGCCAGGAGCGAGAUAAGCGAGGGAGCAGCGGCGGCGGCGGCGGCGGCGGGGGGAGGAGGAGUGAGCGCCGGCCCCGCGCGCCCUCCGGGGGGGCGGGGAGGAGGGGGCGGGCGGUGGGGGGACGGGGGAGGCGCGGGAGGAGGAAGUCCGAGAGACAGAGCGAGCCGCGCUCCUGAGGGGAGACGUCGGGCUCGUCCCCGGGGUCCCGGCCGCGGUCCCCGCUCGCGCGCGCAGCCGCCCAGCCACUCCGGCUCCGCGGCCCGGAGGCCGCUGCGCAGGCCGGGCCCGAGGCCCGGGGAGGGAUGUGCCGGGUGCCGCUGGCGGCCCGCGGCUUCGGCCAGAAGCGCCGGCAGGGCUGAGGGAGGCGACGGCGAGGCACUGGCUCGCAGCGGCCGCGGCUGCAGCCCGGGCGGAGGGCUAGGGCGCUCGCCGGGCCUCUGGGCCGCCCGCGCUCCCGCGCCCCCGCGCCCGGCCCCGGGCCCGCCCCCGCCGCCCGGCCCCGCUCCCGGGCGCCCGAUGACCUCCGAGGGCGGGCCGCCGCCGCCCCCGCCGCGCCCGCCGCCGGCCCCGCUCCGCCGCGCCCGCAGCCCGGGCCCCGGCGCGCUGCAGGCCGCCCUGAUGAGCCCGCCGCCGGCCGCCGCCGCCGCCCUGGAGGCCGCCUCGUCGUCCUCGUCCUCAUCCUCGGCCGCCUCCUCGGCCGGCGCGGCCCCGAACGCCUGCAAGAGCGCGGGCGCGGGCGGCGGCGGCGCCAAGAGGGCGAGCGCGGGGCUGCGGCGGCCGGAGAAGCCGCCCUUCUCCUACAUCGCGCUCAUCGUCAUGGCCAUCCAGAGCUCGCCCGCCAAGCGCCUGACGCUCAGCGAGAUCUACCAGUUCCUGCAGGCGCGCUUCCCCUUCUUCCGCGGCGCCUACCAGGGCUGGAAGAACUCGGUGCGCCAUAACCUCUCGCUCAACGAGUGCUUCAUCAAGCUGCCCAAGGGCCUCGGGCGGCCGGGCAAGGGCCACUACUGGACCAUCGACCCGGCCAGCGAGUUCAUGUUCGAGGAGGGCUCCUUCCGCCGCCGGCCGCGCGGCUUCAGGCGGAAGUGCCAGGCGCUCAAGCCCAUGUACCACCGCGUGGUGAGCGGCCUGGGCUUCGGGGCCUCGCUGCUGCCGCAGGGCUUCGACUUCCAGGCGCCCCCGUCGGCGCCGCUCGCCUGCCACGGGCAGGGCGGCUACGGCGGCCUCGACAUGAUGCCGGCGGGCUACGACGCGGGCGCCGGCGCCCCGGGCCACGCGCACCCGCACCACCACCAUCACCACCACGUCCCGCACAUGUCGCCCAACCCGGGCUCCACCUACAUGGCCAGCUGCCCGGUGCCCGCCGGGCCCGGGGCCGUCGGCGCGGCCGGGGGCGGCGGCGGCGGCGGCGGCGGCGGGGACUACGGCCCGGACAGCAGCAGCAGCCCCGUGCCCUCGUCCCCGGCCGUGGCGAGCGCCAUCGAGUGCCACUCGCCCUACACCAGCCCCGCGGCGCACUGGAGCUCGCCCGGCGCCUCGCCUUACCUCAAGCAGCCGCCCGCCCUGACGCCAGGCAGCACAGCCGCGGCCCCCGCCGGCCUGCAUAACAGCAUGCCCUCCUACUCGCUGGAGCAGAGCUACCUGCACCAAAACGCCCGCGAGGACCUCCCAGUGGGGCUCCCUCGAUACCAGCACCACCCCACGCCCGUGUGCGACAGGAAGGACUUCGUCCUCAACUUCAGCGGCGUCUCCUCCUUCCACCCCUCCGCCAGCGGCCCUUACUACCACCACCACCACCACCAGAGCGUCUGCCAGGACAUUAAGCCGUGUGUCAUGUGAGCGCAGGGCAGGGGCGAUGGCCGAGGUGGACUCCCAGUGUGGCCACGCCAGUCACUUGGAGACCCCAGGUGAGCGUCAGGCACUGAUGUUUGUCACCGUUGGUCAGAGGACAACCCCUGGCGAGGUGACGCCCCAAACACACGCAGGCUCCCAGUGACGGGAGGUGGUGAAACUUACCACGCAGAAAACACAAACGUGGAACUCUGGGAUCUUCAUUGCCGUCAGUAAUCAGGGUCCGAAACACGCAGACGGGCUGUGUGUGUGUGUGUUUCUUUGUCUAUGGAAAAUGUGUGUGCUUUUUUAAAAAAAAAGGCAGUGCCCGGCACAAGAUUCCAAGAGAGCCUCAUCUUGUUGCCUGGCUCAGUGGGAGAGCUGUGUUUUGCCAAACGCUACCUUUGGAUACAGGUGCCAAAGAACAUUAUCAAGAAAGUAUUUAGCAACGAUGUGUCUAGUUUAAGAAACGUGGUCUCCAGUAUUGUGACAAUACAACGUUUUUACAAGGUUGUUUUCUACCACCAUAGUUUAAAGAUAUUUUUAUGAUCUUCGUGUAUACUCACACUUUGCUUGUAUUUUAAAAGGAGGAUAUAUUUGCACUUAUGUAUACUUUUACAGUUUGCCAAACUAUUUUGAUGUACAAUUUUUUCAAUAAAAUGUAUAUAACAAA